This is a messenger RNA of Phymastichus coffea, 7028 nucleotides long. RefSeq names its product tyrosine-protein phosphatase 69D (gene Ptp69D). The record is from RefSeq and is a predicted model, not a curated record. Lineage: Eukaryota; Metazoa; Arthropoda; Insecta; Hymenoptera; Eulophidae. Gene Ontology annotation, molecular function: protein tyrosine phosphatase activity; protein binding. Gene Ontology annotation, biological process: protein dephosphorylation. The coding region runs from base 975 to 5243 and encodes 1422 amino acids. The transcript is spliced from 12 exons.
GUAAAGCUAAAUCACGCAACCAAAAUCUAUUACCAUAGAAUAAAGAUUUUCAAAAAAGAAACGUAGCCAUUUUCUUUAUUACUCUCCCUUUUGGAAUAAACAUGCAAUCAGAUAUUUCAAUUGGAUCAUUAAUUAACUCGUUAUUUUUAGUAGUUGAUUAAAGAUUAACUACUGUGGGUAUAGUAAUAUUAAUGACGUUAUUGGCUUAUUUAGAAAUACAUCGCCAUAAUAUAUGUAAUUGGCUGAGAGGUGGCGAAUAGAUCGGUGGCGGCAUCUGCGUCAGUGAGACACUAUUCUCUUCAUUUUCAUGAUACUAUAUCACUGUACGUAGUUCUCGGUACUAUACACACACACACAUACACACACACACAUGCGCGCGCGCGUCAAUCGUUCGGUUAGUGUAGAAGUGAGAGAGAAAGAUUGACUAAUCGAUAGUCCUUUAUUUACCUUAAAGCAAAAAACAUACAGCUAUGUAAUAACAUAAAAUUGUUGGUCAAGGACCUAUCACAGUAUAGAAAGAGAGAGAAAGAGAGGAGAGAGAGGAGAGAGAGCAAGUCAGUGUUCAACAACCACGCCUUUAUUAAUGCAAUCAAUAGACACGCCUCCUUUUGGUUCUCUAUCUAAUUUUCACAUGCAGUGUGCUUUUUGUAUUCAGCGACACGCGCGAGAAUUUAAUGGACGAUCAAAAGCGAAACGCGGCAUCGUGUAAUUAAUCGUGUCUCGCGUUUGAACUGUCAAGAGUGCUGCGAGUGCGAUAGAACCAUAGUGAGAGAGGUGCAACAGAGGAGGUGGUAUGUGUAUAGUAUAAGCAUAGCGGCGGUCGGCGCGUGCGUGAUGUUUUUCGAGCAGCCGGCGACGACGACGCCUAGUGUCGCACAAAGCGACGACGAAGUCUGCACACUCUAAGGACGCCGCCACCGCGAUUGAAAGGACGACAACGACGACAGAAUAAACAACACAGCGAAGCAGCAGCGAUGUCACCAAUGAUGCACCGGCUAUUCUAUCUCAUUGUUGCCGUCGCAGCCGCCACCAUUGUCCGCGCCGACGAUAACAUAGAGGAGGCUGCAUUGGAGAUUGGAGUAUCGCAGGAUGCUAAAGGCGUUGAGGCCGGCAGUACUCCACAUCUUAGUUGUAGGAUAUUAGAACCUGCUAGCCAUGUCUGGUGGAGUGUCGAGGGUAAAAAUCUUACGUCCGUCAAAGAGAAUGAGUUUGUUGAGAGGUUGGAUAUAAAAAAGGCUACCAGGCAAGAUAGUGGCAAUUACACUUGCAAUGCCAUCAUUUCUAAUGUACACGUAAAAAAAAUUGUGCAUAUAAGAGUUAUAGAACCAGGUGGAGUGAGUUCCAGUGAGAGUGUGAGGAUCAAAGCGUUAGAAGCUGUGAACUUAACAUGUGAUUUCUAUGGAGAGCCUCUAUCUGACUUCAGUUGGUCCAAAACCAAUGAUUCUGAUAACUUUGAACGUCUGAAGAAUAUGACAAAUUGGGUACAGCUCAACGAAACUCAUGUUAAACUGACAUUAUCCUUCAAGAGUAUUACCCGUAAAGACAAUGGUACCUACACUUGUAAGGCUAAUGAUUUUUAUGGUGCGGUGACUGCAGAAAGAUACCUAUUUGUUGUGGAUGUUCCUCUGAUAAGUAUUGACUUUCUGAAGACUGUUGGUGCUGGGAGUAUCUUUCUCAAUUGGACAGUCAAUACUGGCAAUGAGCCCAUCAAGACCUACUUCAUUCAGUAUAUGAAGAAUGGUACUGAUACAUGGCAGUAUGGCAAUGAGUUGAUCAAUGGAGGAAAUUCAAGUUUUUUACUUAGGGGAUUGGAUAAGGGUGCUGCUUAUCAAAUUGGCAUUACUGCUAUGAAUAAGGUGGGCAGGUCACAUACGCAAAUUGAUCCCAGGUGGAUUACUACUUUAGAAAAAGACCCAGUGUUCAUACCAAAAUUAAAUGUGAAUGGCAUGACAUCUAGUACCGUGACAAUAGCUUGGAAUAAACCACCUCCAGAGCUUGCAGAGCAUGUUCAUUAUUACAUUAUUGUUGCAAGCCACAAUAGUCAAAAGAGCGAGGCAGUUGUUCCAGAACCAAACCAGUUGUAUUUGUUUGAAUAUUUAGAACCUGCUACCACUUAUAAAUUCAAGAUUUCAGCUUGCAAUGAGUACACUAAGCAAUGUGGCAACUGGAGUAAGGAAGUUGAAGUUGAAACAUUGGAUGGAGUACCCAGUGCACCUCAAAAUCUGAUAGUAUCAUGUCGUUUCGAUAAUAUCAGUAGGACAAGUCUGAUGUCCAUAAAUUGGGAACCCCCAUUGAAACGCAAUGGUAUUAUUAAUCAAUAUAAAAUUGAAAUAACCGGUAGAGCCACGUACAAAGACGAGAAUGGACGCAUCAAGACUGAGUAUUUACGGCCAUUUAUCGAUCACGUUGACUUUCAAUACAAUACGUUUAGAAAAAAUCAGUUACCUCCCAAUACUAAUUACACUAUCCGCGUAUCGUGUCAAACCCGACAAAGAUUCUACGGCGAGGAAGCCGUAGCAAAUUGUACGAUGCCAGUGACGAUACCUGAACGCGACAACGUGAACGCAAGAUCAUGGCAUAAGAUUGAGACACAAGGCCGACAAUUGUAUAAGCUUUACAUGCCGCGUAUAUCGGAGAGAAAUGGGCCAAUUUGCUGCUGGCGAAUAUUUGUGAUAAAGCUCGCGCCGCAGAAGGCUCUUGCUGAUCUGCCGCCUCCCGAAGAAGUUCCUGUAUUUUCCUAUAAUUAUGUCUAUACCUCACCGCUCGGUGGAGCUUAUCUUGCGGAAAUGUUUGACAGUAAGAACGUACCCUCGGAAGUAUUCAUCGGCGAUGGUGAAACUCACAAUGGUAGUCUUGCCUGCCAACAGUGCAUCGGUCUUACGCAGAAGCCUAUACCCCUAGUACUACAUUUCAUUCCAGAGAAUGCAGUAACAGUUGACGCAAACGCAAGUGUUAGUACGCAACUACCAGAAACGACUACGCAUCUGAAAGCAGCAAACCUGACGAGGCUUGAUAAUUUAACGACAGUUGUUACUACGGUAAUUCCCGGGGCAAAUCAAACUGAAAAGAUUGCUCGGAAUAAAAGAGAGAACGUAGCACCCGAGUAUGAAAGCUUAUAUCUCACACCUUACGAUGGCCUGUUAGAUGACAAAGCUAAUUAUACAGCAUUUAUAGAAAUUAUUGUUUACGGAGCUACCAAAGGACAAGUGAUGCCAGUUUAUAGCAGUUACUUGCCACCUUUGUUCGGAGGUGUUGAUCCGAAGCCAGUGAUAGCCGAAGACGUUACCACGCUGGGUGUUAUUUUACAAUUAUCCGUCGUACUCAUACUCAUAAUCAUUAUAUUACUUAUUACUUUGUGCGUGCUCCAUCGAUACUCCAAACGUGCUCAGCAACGAGGAGAGGAGAUUAUAACUCUUAGGAAUAGUUUUCGGCAUCUCUGUCAAAGCCUACGCGGCAGACAUCAGCUAGUGGCGGCGACACCACCAGAUAUGCCACCGAUCCCGAAAAAUGACCUAUUACAAGCCUACUUAGAACGACACCGUGAUUCCGACUAUGGUUUCCAGCAUGAAUUUGAAUUACUGCCCGAUCGUUUCACUGACCGCACAACACGCGCGUCUGAGAUGAGAGAGAACGUUUACAAGAAUCGCUAUCCCGACAUCAAGUGCUACGAUCAGACACGCGUACGACUGACGCAAAUGGAUGGAAUUCUUGGCUCUGACUAUAUAAAUGCCAAUUUCGUGCUUGGUUACAAAGAACGAAAGAAGUUUAUCUGCGCCCAAGGUCCGAUGGAAAAUACCGUGUGCGACUAUUGGCGAAUGAUCUGGGAGCAGCACUUGGAGUUGGUACUGAUGUUAACCAAUUUAGAAGAGUACUCGAAAACUAAAUGCGCUAAAUACUGGCCGGACAAGAGCGAAACUAAAAACUUUGGUGAUAUAACCGUGGAGCACGUGGGUGAACAUCAGUAUUCGGACUACGUGGUUCGCGAAUUGAAGAUGACCCGCACCGGUGAAAGAGACUCGCGUAAGAUUGUACAGUACCACUUCCUCGUUUGGAAGGACUUUAUGGCACCAGAGCAUCCCCAUGCUAUACUCAGGUUUGUCAAGCGUGUCAACGAGGCUUACUCGCUUGAGAAAGGUCCUAUACUGGUACACUGCAGUGCUGGAGUCGGCAGGACUGGUACACUUGUGGCACUGGAUUCGUUGAUGCAACAGUUGCAGGAGGAAGGACAAGUGUCAAUUUUUAACACAGUUUGCGACUUGAGACAUCAGAGAAAUUUCCUCGUUCAAUCCCUCAAACAGUACAUCUUCAUUUAUCGAGCUCUCAUGGAGAUGAGUCAAUAUGGUGACACAGAAAUACCGGCGCCACAACUCAAAGCUGCUGUCGAGAAACUCAGGCAGAGGGAGAACGGCAAGGAGAAGUGUCGUAUGGAGGAGGAGUUUGAUAAAAUAACUGCAGUAUUAGAAGAUAGAAAAUCAUUUUCGGUGGGUUGUGGUGAAGAGAACAAGAAUAAAAAUCGAAGUGAGCAGAUGAUACCUUAUGACAGAAAUCGAGUGAUUCUAACUCCGAUUCCAGGAAAGGAGCAUUCUACCUACAUCAACGCAUCAUUUAUCGAAGGAUACGAUAAUUCAGAAUCAUUUAUAAUAACUCAGGAUCCUCUUGAAUCCACAAUUCCUGAUUUCUGGAGGAUGAUAUCCGAGCAAUGUAUAUCGACGAUCGUUAUGCUAUCAGAUCUUGCUGAAGGACCCCGAAAAUGUCCACGCUACUGGCCAGACGAUGAGACGAAUCACGAUUACAUUCGCGUGCGGUAUAUUCAAAGCGAAAGUUGUCCCUACUUCACACGACGCGAGUUAUGUGUCACUAACACGAAGGUCGACGAGAACGUCGUUGUCACUCAAUAUCAAUAUAACGGUUGGCCAACAGUCGAGGGUGAAGUACCGGAAGUGACUAGAGGUCUUAUUGAGCUCAUCGAUCAAACCCAAACCAACAAUGCUGAGUCAACUGGUCCGCUUGUUGUUCACUGUAAUCAUGGAUCUGAUAGGAGCUCUAUGUUCGUGGCUCUUAGUAUCCUUGUUCAACAGUUGCGUAUAGAGAAGAGAAUUGACAUAUUCACUACUGUCAAGAAGCUCAGAUCGCAGAGGCAUGGAAUGAUUAGCACUUACCCCCAAUAUGAAUUUUUGCAUAGAGGAAUCGUUAACUACUUAGACUUGCAUAACCUCGGAGAAGAAAAUGAAGCGGAGUCUUAAUACCAAUAAUUGAUUUAGUUAACCUUUCGCGGAGCGCGCGCGAUCACGAGUAGAAUUUGUUCAAGCCUACAAUAAGUAAAUAUUAUAGUGCUCUACUCGUACAUAUUUUAAGAUGAACUUUUGCCAAAUGAUCACACAAAAGAUUCACGAAAAAUCGUCUUUCCAUUCAUAAGAGAAAAAUUAUGUUAAAUUUUAUUCUUGAAUGCGUCGACUAGAUGUAAAACGAAUAGGUUUAGGACUGAGUUUUAUUUUAAGAGUUGUGACUGUUAGAUUUACAGUCAAACUCUUGUAACCAUAAAAUAUAACAAGCAAACAAAAAUCUCGAAAAAAAUUCUUCAAGACUUAUUUAAGAUAAUGAGUAAUUAUUUAUACUCACAAGGAAUCUCUUAAAAGAAAAAAAUGUAUAUUUAUAUUUCUAUAAAAGACUUGUAAUACAAUUGAAAGAAGAAAAGGACAGUUUUAGCAAUAUUUUAACAAAAAACUGAACUACAAUGAUAUUGUUACAGAGCUUGUUUACCAAAGUAUCGAUAAUCGACUCAAGUACUGGACAUCAUAUUGGUAUAUAGUGACAAAGCGCAUCCUUGACAUUUUUUUAUGUUCAGAAUCCAUAGCCGUAUAUCAGCUAAACACGCAUAAUUUGAUGAUUAGGAAAAGGAGUGAAAAAUUGACGCGUCAGAUUUUUACGCUUUAUGGUUGCGUAUAGUUUUUGCUUAGCUAUGCAUCGAGCAUAAAAAAAUGUAAUAAUUUUUAUACCUUAUAUCGCACAUAUAAAUCGAUUCGACCUCAAUCAUUAAGAGAUUAUACUUAGAAAUACUGAAACUUUUUUAUAAAUGUGUAAAAAAAAAGUUUUAUCACUUUUGAUAUAAAGAAAACAAAAAUUGGCAAAUUCAAAGUUUUUACUACAUUUUUUUAUAUUUCGGUUUUUGUCAAGUCUCGCUGUCGGUGUAUUAAGUUCUUUUGUUCGUCAACUUCUAAUAAUUCAUAUUAAGCGACUGAUUUUUCCAUGUCUAUUACUUAUCGGUCAUAUUUUUAAUUUUUUCUAGUCAAAUCAUUUUGCUGAAUUCGAGAUAUACUCUCGACUUUUUAUCUUCGAUUUCAAAUUGCAUCCAAAGAAUACUUAGUGCAUUUUGGAUACGCUUUUGACUCCGAGAAAUCAAAAGCGUAUGAAUAUUGAGUGUCAUGAUUUUAUUCAAAACGACAACGCUGGGACUGUCGAAUUUUGUCACUGUAAAUUUUUCUUACUUUGUAAUUGGAGUUGUACGUAGGAGUUUUUUGUAUAUACAUAUAUGAUCGUAUGUGUAUUAAUUUUAUACGUGGCACACGAGCCAUUGUUAGCGUGAUUUUAUAAGAUUUUUUAACGAUACGUAUACUCCCAUUUUAACGGCUGUCAAGUUUUAUGUAGUUACACGCUCGUUUUAAUAUAAUAUAUAUUAUAUAUAUUUUUUUUUCUCUCUUGCUAAGCUUCAUCCUUAUUGUACGCGCUGAAUAAUGUGACCCCAUUAUUAUAUCUGACUGACGAAGACGGCGGAUCGGAUUUUUAAGCGGCUUCUCGAAACUUUGUAAAUAAAAGAAAAGAAACGAACAUUUAUACAUAAAAAUACACAGCAAAGAAAGAUAACGAGUGCAGAAUUUCAGAAGAGUCUUAGUAAAAAGUAAAGGAAAAUCUAACGCAAGAGAUACUAGAAGCGAUCAACGUUGUCACUUCCUCGGAGCCCCAAUUUUUUAUAACAAUAAAUUUCAUUACAUUAAUUUCAAUGAGUCUUAUUUAUUUAUAUCCAUUCAUUC